AUGCAGCUCAAGCAAUUAGGACCCAGUGAAACCCUACAAAGUCGAGACGAUCAAUUCAACAAAAAGCAACAUGUCAACGUAUACACUGCCGCUGUUGUCUUCUUUAUCACUCUGAGCUCUGCUGCUUAUGGCUAUGCAGGCUCUGUCAUUGCAACUACACUCACACAGCCAUCCUUCAUAACACAUAUGAAGCUGGACACAGCUCCGAAUGCCGAGUCCAUUGAAGGUGCAAUGAAUGCGCUGUUCUACACCGGAGGCGUGCUUGGGAGUUUCUUUGCAGGGUGGAGCAGCAAAAAAUUUGGUCGCAAGUUCUCAACAGGUUUUGGAAAUGCUCUGCUAGUCAUUUCUGGGGCGUGUAUGACAGCUUCGAUCAACCCGGCCAUGUUUAUUGCCUUCCGCUUCGUGAGCGGUUUCGGCUCCAUGGUCAUUCUCGCCAGCGUCCCUAUCUGGGUCGCUGAGCUAGUCCCACCCCGCCUCCGAGGAUUCCUGACUGAUGUGCAUGCCGUUAUGAUGAUGGUUGGCUAUACACUUGCUUGCUACGUUGGUCUCGGAUUUUACUUUGUCAAAGGCAGCAAUCAGUGGCGCGGGCCUAUCGCACUUCAGAUGGCACUACCUGUUAUCAUCUUGUCUGGUUUAUACUGGAUGCCCGAAUCGCCGCGAUACUUGUUGUCCACAGAUCGCGUCGAAGAAGCCCGUCACAUCAUCUUCCGUAUGCAUUCUAGCCCAGAUGAUCCGGAGCAUGAGUUUGCUCGCCGAGAAUUCUUCCAGAUGAAGAAACAGAUCCGACUUGACGCUGAGUUCGCUACAUCAUAUUGGAGUAUUCUCAAAAAAAGCUCUAUGCGGAAGCGCUUGGCAAUGACCGUCUUUCUCGAGUUUGCUCUGAUGAGCUCAGGUGUUUUGGUUAUCCUCAAUUAUGGCUCCAUUAUCUGGAAAUCUCUCGGGUUUGACACGGUGCAGAUCCUUAACUUCCAGUGCGGCUUUCAGCUGGCUGGGUUUGUCUUCAACGUCAUCGCCAUGACUUUCGUCGACCGCGUGCGCCGCCCUUGGCUUAUUGCCGGUGGCCUUUUGGGCUGCGGCUCACUGGUCGGAAUCUUAACUGCUCUGCAGAGUUUCUACCUUGGUACCGAGAAUCGCGCAGGGUUAGGUGCCUGUGUCGCUAUCAUUUUUCUCUUCCAAGCCACCUUCUCACUCACCUUGGAUGGGCCAACAUAUUUCUAUAUUGCUGAGAUCUGGCCUUCGCAUGUCAGGUCCAAAGGAUUUGCAAUUGCUAUGGCUGUCCUUUCAGCUACCAACCUAAUGUGGCUACAGGCUACCCCUUAUGCCAUAAGUACCAUCUCAUGGCGCUGGUAUCUUGUAUUCACAUGCAUUCCCGGUGCUGCGGCGGUGGUAGUCAUUAUUUGGUUCAAGGAUACUCGGAAUAAGCCUCUUGAGGAGAUUGCGGGGAUGUUUGGUGACGAGGAUAUGGUUGCUGUGUAUCAGCGGGAGUUGAAUAUUGGUGAGCUGGAUGAUGCGGAUGAGGUUGGAAAUGACAACAAAAACUCAAACGGUCCGUCGGUUGAGAUGGUGGAAUAG
Penicillium daleae is the source of this 1572-nucleotide messenger RNA. RefSeq lists its product as uncharacterized. Gene Ontology annotation, cellular component: membrane. Gene Ontology annotation, molecular function: carbohydrate:proton symporter activity. The record is from RefSeq and is a predicted model, not a curated record. NCBI's taxonomy places the organism in Eukaryota, Fungi, Ascomycota, Eurotiomycetes, Eurotiales, Aspergillaceae. The transcript is spliced from 3 exons. Gene Ontology annotation, biological process: carbohydrate transport; transmembrane transport. Bases 1 to 1572 code for a protein of 523 amino acids.